GUGAUUCGUGAAGUCUCUGUCAUUUGUCGUAUUCUCGUCUUCUCGUGCCCUCUUCUUCAUCUUCCCCUUUGCAUCGUUUCUUCCAUUGUUCGGUGGUAUCUUCUUCUGCUUCUGUCACAUCCAAGAUUAUCACACCGUUUCUCGUUUUUCUCAUCGCAGCCGAACCCUUCACAUUCGUUCCCGUCCCUUUCCCCUUUUAUUCUCUGUAAGCAGAAAUUAGGGAACUAGAGAAUGGCUCAAGCGGUUGAAGAAUGGUACAAGCAGAUGCCUGUUAUCACGCGUUCCUAUCUCACUGCCGCUGUUGUCACCACCAUCGGAUGCUCCCUUGAUAUAAUUUCUCCGUAUCAUUUGUACUUGAACCCGAAACUGGUGGUGAAGCAAUAUCAGUUUUGGCGUCUGGUUACCAAUUUCUUGUAUUUCCGGAAAAUGGACUUGGAUUUCCUGUUUCAUAUGUUUUUUCUUGCUCGUUACUGCAAGCUUCUUGAGGAGAACUCGUUCAGGGGAAGGACCGCUGAUUUCUUUUACAUGCUCUUAUUUGGUGCCACUGUAUUGACUGGAAUCGUUCUUCUUGGGGGGAUGAUACCUUAUCUAUCAGAGUCAUUCGCAAAAAUAAUAUUCCUUAGCAACUCGUUGACAUUUAUGAUGGUUUAUGUGUGGAGCAAACAGAAUCCCUUUAUUCACAUGAGUUUCCUGGGCCUCUUUACUUUCACUGCUGCUUACCUUCCAUGGGUUCUCUUGGGGUUCUCUGUACUUGUUGGUGCUAGUGCUUGGGUGGAUCUAUUGGGAAUGAUUGCUGGUCAUGCAUAUUAUUUUCUUGAAGAUGUCUAUCCUCGGAUGACAGGUCGUAGGCCACUAAAAACACCAUCAUUCAUCAAAGCACUAUUUGCAGAUGACCCAGUUGUUGUGGCACGGCCUGCCAAUGUCAGAUUUGCGCCCCCACCUGCAGAUGAACUUCACCAAGAUUGAAUGGCCAUCAGAUGGUUAGCGGAUUAGCAACAGAACACCAAAGCGGUUGACCGUGUAAUAUAUAGAUUUAAAACAUCUUUUUUCGCGUGCAUUUGUUAAUCCUUAGGAUUUAAGGGGCAUGUCGAAUGUUCAAGAGUUUUAACUGGAUGAGUUUCUCUCUUUCUCAUUGUAGUUUUUGUCAGACACCACCUUGUAGAUAUGAUAUUUAUUUUAUAAUUUGCCCCUUUAGUCCACAAAGUUUUUUUAAGCUUAUUAAGUAAGCAAAUUGGGUUCUUCCUCUUCUUCUA
Molecule: messenger RNA, 1253 nt
Organism: Cajanus cajan (pigeon pea)
Lineage: Eukaryota; Viridiplantae; Streptophyta; Magnoliopsida; Fabales; Fabaceae
Gene: DER2.1
Product: DERLIN-2.1
Source: RefSeq, a predicted model, not a curated record